AUGGCCACAUUCGUUAAAGUAUCAACAUUCUUAGCAAUCAUUGCUUCCUUGCAACAACUUGCAGUGGCUACUCCGCCAGCUUGUCUCUUGGCCUGUGUUGCACAAGUCAACAAAAACAACGACGAAUCAUGUUCUGGUCUCAACAGCUUGUCUUGUAUCUGCUCAAACGAGUCCGAUGAUAUUUUGAAAUGUUUGGAUGACAUUUGUCCAAAUGGCGAUGCUGACACCGCAAAGAAAGCUUUUGAAAGCUCUUGUGACGGCUAUGCUGAUGUUGAGCAGUCCUCAUCUGCUGAAGAAAGCUCAAGUACUGAAGCACCAUCAUCUACUGAAACCGAAUCCUCGGCUGAGGCAUCUUCCACAGAAGAAUCAUCUGCUGCUCCAUCGUCUUCAUCAUCAGCACAGGAAACCUCUGAAGCUGCACCAUCAUCAGCACAAGAAACCUCUGAAGCUGCACCAUCAUCAGCACAAGAAACCUCUGAAGCUGCACCAUCAUCAGCACAAGAAACCUCUGAAGCUGCACCAUCAUCAACACAAGAAACCUCGGAGGCUGCACCAUCAUCCACUUUGGCUACUUCCUCAGUUGCCCAGGAGACUUCUUCUACAGUUGCAACCGAGUCUUCAUCAGCACCAGGUGUUGCCACUCAAACUGACGAGUCUGGUGCGAACAAGUUGGGUAUGGGUGCAUUGGUUGGUUUGAUUGGUGCUGCUUUGUUAUAA
This is a messenger RNA of Lodderomyces elongisporus, 717 nucleotides long. RefSeq names its product Ssr1p (gene SSR1). The record is from RefSeq and is a predicted model, not a curated record. The transcript has a single exon. The coding region runs from base 1 to 717 and encodes 238 amino acids. NCBI's taxonomy places the organism in Eukaryota, Fungi, Ascomycota, Pichiomycetes, Serinales, Debaryomycetaceae.